This is a messenger RNA of Sinocyclocheilus anshuiensis, 2293 nucleotides long. Its product is annotated as cysteine and glycine-rich protein 1-like. The coding region runs from base 923 to 1501 and encodes 192 amino acids. Gene Ontology annotation, biological process: muscle tissue development; sarcomere organization. NCBI's taxonomy places the organism in Eukaryota, Metazoa, Chordata, Actinopteri, Cypriniformes, Cyprinidae. Gene Ontology annotation, molecular function: actinin binding; structural constituent of muscle. Gene Ontology annotation, cellular component: nucleus; Z disc; cytoplasm. The transcript has 6 exons. The record is from RefSeq and is a predicted model, not a curated record.
UCUCGUUGCAGAUUCUGGACAACAAAACAACUGAUUCCUGUUUUUUGUUUUGUUUUGUCAUUGCAGAGUCUGGACACAACAAAACAACUGAUUUGUGUUUUGUUUUGUGUCUUAAGCUGUGUCCGAAAUCACUCACUCGUUCACUCAUUCACUAAUCCCUAUAUAGUCUAUGGCAGUUAAGUGCACUAUAUAUCAGAAAGGAUUGAACAAAAUGAAGUGAGCGAAUUCAGACGCUGACGUAGGCCUAUACUCCACGUCAAAGAGCUGGAACUGUUGCAGAAACAUCUCCGUCACAUAUGUAGUUUAUAGUUUAGUUUAGUUUAGUUUUUUUGUUGUGCCACAGUGUGGGUUCUGAAUUGUAACAUUCUCAUCAUGCUUUUAAGGUCAGAUUAAAUUAAUUCCGGCUGACCGGAGAUCCAUUGCAAUGUUAGUCUAGUGAAGCGGGAGGCAUAUUUAGAAAAGAAAACAUAAACUUGCCAAGCUCAAGUUCAAGUUGUACUCUGGAAUCACAACAAGUAUGUGCUUUUGAAAGUCCAAAUGCACGUUUAUAUCAGAAACGUCUCGUUUCAGAUUUCAGACAUGCAUGCUUUAAUAAUUUCAAUGCCUUUUUUGGCAUUGCAUUUCUCUUGUGGUAUGUCAUCACUUUUAUGUAAAGUUUUUGUGUUUACUUAACUACUCAUAACUACAGUAUAAUUACAUACAUAUAUAGUAUUUACAGAACUUCAGGACUUCAUUGACUUUUAUUGUUUCCGACAAUCUUAUCCUACACCUAUUCUUACUUAACCUUUACACACAUUUUCUGGAUUUGAAUUAAUUAUUGUGUGUACCAUUAGGAUGUCCCCAAAAAGUAGGUGAUUUCAGGCCAGGUCUGUGUGUGUGUGUGUGUGUGUGUGUGUGUGUUUGUGUGUGUGUGUGUUACAGGAUGCCUCUUGGGGGUGGAAACAAAUGUGGCUGCUGCCAGAAAACAGUGUACUUUGCAGAGGAAGUGCAAUGUGAAGGGCGGAGCUUCCACAGAUCCUGCUUCCUGUGCAUGGUGUGCAGGAAAUGUCUAGACAGCACUACUGUAGCCGUCCAUGAGAAUGAGAUCUACUGCAAGGCCUGUUAUGGCAAAAAGUAUGGGCCCAAAGGCUACGGCUAUGGCGCUGGCGCAGGAACUCUGAGCAUGGAUAAAGGAGAGUCACUGGGAAUUAAACCUGCAGAGCCUCAGGAACACCAGCCAACCAAUAACCCCAACGCAUCCAAGUUUGCUCAAAAGUUUGGCGGCUCUGAUAAUUGUCCUCGGUGUAGCAAGGCCGUCUACGCAGCUGAAAAAGUCAUAGGGGCAGGAAAUGCAUGGCACAGGGGUUGUUUCCGAUGUGCAAAGUGCGGCAAGGGGCUGGAAUCUACAACUUUAGCCGACAAGGAUGGUGAAAUCUACUGCAAAGGUUGCUAUGCCAAAAACUUUGGACCAAAGGGCUUUGGAUACGGUCAAGGUGCUGGAGCGCUGUCACACACUCAAUAGAUCAGCGUGACACCAAUCGUAAGCAUCUGUUGAAGCACGAGUGCAUGAGUGAGUGCAUGUCAGUGUCUUGAAAAUGGAAACCGGUGUCAGUCAAGAAGGAAACCAGAGUCCAGGUGCUUCUGUCUAAAUCUUAAAGAAGACACGUUCCACAUUUCAACACAUUCCACAAGACAUCAUGUCAUUGUCUUAAACCCAUAAACAUGUCUUCUUAACUCUUGAACAUUGCCAAAUGCUUGGAAGAACGUCAAGUAUGUAAACAAAACAUGGGAUUAGACUUAAUCUGCUCACCUAUGAUGAUCACUUGGGUUUGUCAAGAUUUAGUGGAACCUGAGCUGUGCUGUCAGUAUUCCUCUGCUUAGAUGUACUGUCUGUUCUCUAAUGGAUCUGCAUGAGUUUACUAGUUUACCACAUGAUUGUUUGAGCUUUAAUCACAGUAAAGAACGUUUUCUUCAGCUCUAUUCAAAGCAUGAAUGCGUCACAAGUACUCCCUGGCUUAAGAUGCACUAAAUUUAUUUCACUAUCAAUGGAAAAAUAUCCCACAUAUGCAUUCUGCAAGAACUUUAAGAUGUUAUAGAAGUAAACGUACAAAUAUGCACAGUUUUGGUGUCUUUUUUUUUAGUUGUGUCCAUUAAACUGAAUAGCUGGUGAAUGUAAAUGUUUGUAAGAUAUAUUUUAUGUCAAAUGAAUGUGCCUUGCAAGUAAGCAGCGUUAGUUUCAGUGUAUAUUUCUAGUAGAUGGAAUAUGGUGUCACACAUUCAAAACAAAACAAAUGUUCACUGGUUUUUAAGCUUU